AUUUUAUACAUUUUGGCUGAGCUCAGAGGAGGAUGGAUGAUCAAACGACAUAUGGAGAGGAGGUUUGUCCCUGGACAUUUGAAGAGCUCCUGUCCCUCGGUCUGUGUUCCAGGUCAGCUCGCGUCCUCCAGAACCAGCUGGCAGCUCCAGAUGGGAGGGGAGACGACAGUAUGGUGGACUUUAGCAAGGUGGAUCUCCACUUCAUGAAGAAGAUCCCGGCGGGGGCCGAGGCCUGCAACGCUGUGGGGGAGGUGGAGUUCCUGACCCGGCCAGUGGUGGCGUUCGUCCGCCUGUCCCCCGCCGUGCUGCUCCACGGCCUGACGGAGGUCCCCAUCAUGACCAGGUUCCUCUUCAUCCUGCUGGGGCCCCUGGGCCGAGGGCCCCAGUACCAUGAGAUGGGUCGCUCCAUAGCCACCCUCAUGACCGACGAGGUUUUCCAUGACGUCGCCUACAAAGCCAAAGAUCGUACCGAUCUGAUCGCUGGGAUCGAUGAGUUCCUCGAUCAGGUGACCGUCCUGCCCCCUGGGGAGUGGGACCCCUCCAUCCGCAUAGAGCCCCCCAAACACGUGCCCUCCCAGGAGGGCAGGAGGAAGAGCUGUGUUCUAGAAGAGGAAGAUGAGCCCGGUGGACACGGAGGUCCAGAGCUGGAACGCACGGGCCGGCUGUUCGGGGGUCUUCUCCUUGACGUGCGGCGGAAGGCGCCCCACUACCUGUCAGACUACAGCGAUGCCUUCAGCCUCCAGUGCCUGGCCUCCCUGCUCUUCCUCUACUGCGCCUGCAUGUCCCCCGUCAUCACCUUCGGAGGGCUGCUGGGGGAGGCCACAGAGGGUCGCAUCAGUGCCAUCGAGUCUCUGUUCGGCGCGUCCAUGACGGGCGUGGCCUACUCGCUGUUCGCCGGCCAGCCCCUCACCAUCCUGGGCAGCACCGGCCCCGUGCUCGUCUUCGAGAAGAUCCUCUUCAAGUUCUGCAAGGAGUACGGCCUGUCCUACCUGUCUCUGAGGACGUGCAUCGGGCUGUGGACGGCCUUCCUGUGCGUGCUGCUGGUUGCCACGGACGCCAGCUCCCUGGUGUGCUACAUCACGCGCUUCACCGAGGAGGCCUUCGCCUCGCUCAUCUGCAUCAUCUUCAUCUACGAGGCGCUGGAGAAGCUGGUCCACCUGGGGAGGCACUACCCCUUCAACCGGGGCAACGACCUGGCCAGGCUGUCCCUGUACUCGUGUUCCUGUGUGGAGCCAGCAGACCCCAGCAACGCCACCCAGAUGUUCUGGGAGACCAACAACAUCACAGCCUCUGAGAUCUACUGGGAGGCCAUGGAGGUCCAGGACUGCGUGGACAAGCGAGGGGAGUUUGUGGGCAGUGCGUGCGGCCCCCACGGGCCCUAUGUCCCCGACGUGCUCUUCUGGUGCGUGGUGCUCUUCUUCUCCACCGUCAUCAUGUCCGCCUUCCUCAAGGACUUCAAGUUCAGCAGCUACUUCCCCACCAAGGUGAGGGCCAUCAUCAGUGACUUCGCCGUGUGCAUCACCAUCUUCACCAUGGUGCUGGUGGACUACGCCCUGGGUGUCCCGUCGCCCAAACUCAAAGUGCCCAGCGUCUUCAAACCGACCCGGGACGACCGGGGCUGGUACGUGAGUCCGCUGGGCCCCAACCCUUGGUGGACCGCCGUGGUGGCGCUGGUCCCCGCCCUGCUCUGCACCAUCCUCAUCUUCAUGGACCAGCAGAUCACCGCCGUCAUCAUCAACCGCAAGGAGCACAAGCUCAAGAAGGGCUGUGGCUACCACCUGGACCUGCUGGUGGUCGCGGUGAUGCUGGGCGUGUGCUCCCUCAUGGGCCUGCCCUGGUUCGUGGCGGCCACGGUGCUCUCCAUCUCCCACGUCAACAGCCUGAAGCUGGAGUCUGAGUGCUCCGCCCCCGGGGAGCAGCCCAAGUUCCUGGGAAUCCGGGAGCAGCGCUUCACCGGCCUCAUGAUCUUCACCCUCAUGGGCUGCUCUGUCUUCAUGACCUCUGUCCUCAAGUUCAUUCCCAUGCCGGUCCUGUAUGGAGUGUUCCUGUACAUGGGAGCAUCUUCUCUGAAAGGCAUCCAGUUCUACGACCGUCUGAGGCUGUUCUUCAUGCCGGCCAAACACCAGCCGGACCUUAUCUACCUGCGGCACGUCCCCCUGCGCAAGGUGCACCUGUUCACCGUGAUCCAGCUCAGCUGCCUGCUGCUGCUCUGGACCAUCAAGACCUCCAAGGCCGCCAUCGUCUUCCCCAUGAUGGUGCUGGCGCUGGUGUUCAUCAGGAAGCUCAUGGAUUGUUUCUUCACCAAACGGGAGAUGAGCUGGCUGGACGACCUCAUGCCCGAGAACAAGAAGAAGAUUCUGGAGGACGAAGAGGAUGAGGUGGAGGAGCAAAGCAUUCUGGGAGAGGAGGACACGGCGCUGCCGCUGAAAGACUACGAAGCACUGAGCCCAGUCAUCAACAUCACCGACGAGAUGUCCAAGGGUUGCUUCGGGAGCGCUUGGAACGCAGAGCGCUCCGGUGACUGAAGAACGCUCACCCUGAGACAGAACCGGUUCAGACAUACCAGUGAGCCAUGUUACCAAACCUGAUCAAUAAGUAAACUAUAUGUAACCAAACCCGAUCAAUAAUAUAAACUACCCUAUUUGUUACUAUACCUGAUCAAUAAUAUAUAUAUAUAUAUAUAAACUAUAUGUUACUAAACCUGAUCAAUAAUAGAUAUAAACUAUAUGUUACUAUACCUGAUCAAUGAUAGAUAAGAACUAUAUGUUGCCAAACCUGAUCAAUAAAAUAUAUAAACUAUAUGUUACUAUACCUGAUCAAUAAUAUAUAUGAACAAUACGUUACCAAACCUUAACAAUAAUAUAUAUAUACUAUAUGUUACCAAACCUGAUCAAUAAUAUAUAUAAACUAUGUGUUAAUAUACCUGAUCAAUAUUAUAUAAGAACUAUUUGCAACCAAACCUGAUCAAUAAUAGAUCUAAACUAUAUUUUACCAAACCUGAUCAAUAAUGGAUGUAAACUAUAUGUUACUAUACCUGAUCAAUACUAGAUGUAGACAUACUAUAUGUUACCAAACCUGAUCAAUAAUGGAAUCUUAAGGUAGAAUCCAAAUAGCACAAGAACUUCAAUAUGCAGCUGGAUAUUAUGCAACCGGACAUUAUUCAACCAUACUUAAUGUUACUAUAGCUGAUCAAUACUGGAUGUAAACUAACUAUAUGUUACUAUAGCCGAUCCAUCCUAGAAGUAAAGAAGUAAUGUAGCAACAUGUGGACUUUCAUCGAAUAAAACCUCAGUCUAGACGAAUUGUAGGCUUUUUGGUCCAAUAGAAUCACAACAGACCACAAUCAUGUGGUCUGUUGUGAUUGGAUUAUUGGUUAACAGCCAUAGUACUUAUAUUAUAUAUUUUAAUAUAUUUGCUAAACCCUUUCUGUAAAACAUUGUUAUUGAACUAUUUUAUUAAAACCUUAUGUUUGCAUCUAUUAUGUGUGCAUCGUUAAUCUUGUUUUCUGAGUAUUGAUAUAGAUUUUUAUAUUGUACUUUUUAUUAUGAGUAAUUAUUUUGACUGAAAUCAAUGUAUUUAUUGAAACAAUGUAUUGAUAGCAUCCUUGUUUUAGUGAGUUUCUUUGCAUCAGCGUUGUACUCUGACCAGGUCUGUUUCUGAGAGUUGAUAUGAAAUGUAUCAAUAGAUGUAUUGAAAUUAAAAAUGGAUCAAUAUUUAUGUUAUAUAUUUAUCAUCUUGCUUCAUAUCAGAAAAUAUUUUCUACCAGAUUAAUGGAUUAAUUAUUUAUUAAAACAUACGACCUACAUUUGACACUAGAUAAUUUCAUGUAUUUAAAUAGCUUCUUAAAGACGUCUUCUGUUUUUUUCUAUGGUUCUGACAGGUCUCUGUUCCCUCUCUCCUCUCACUCCAACGUAUGUAGCUGUGAAAUAUUGUAUGCACGUUUUUAUCUGGUGUUUCAUAAAUGUCAUCGUACAAUUUUGCAUUGGAUUCACUUUGAUAAAGAUCCUUAAGUUAUAUUGAAGCACAUAUAUAAUAAAAUUAUAUUGAAAAA
Gadus macrocephalus (Pacific cod) is the source of this 4051-nucleotide messenger RNA. RefSeq names its product solute carrier family 4 member 10b (gene slc4a10b). The record is from RefSeq and is a predicted model, not a curated record. Gene Ontology annotation, cellular component: plasma membrane; basolateral plasma membrane. NCBI's taxonomy places the organism in Eukaryota, Metazoa, Chordata, Actinopteri, Gadiformes, Gadidae. Gene Ontology annotation, molecular function: monoatomic anion transmembrane transporter activity; solute:inorganic anion antiporter activity; sodium:bicarbonate symporter activity. Gene Ontology annotation, biological process: transmembrane transport; bicarbonate transport; regulation of intracellular pH.